GUGCUCCGCGAUCAGGGCCAUCUUUGGUCGUCCUCGCCGGUGACAGUGUGGACAGUAUAUUCUAUUGGUCAUUAAUGCCUCAUGAUUAAUAAAUAAUAUUCAACUUUGAAGAAGCCGUUAGAAGCACUUGGCGUGAGAAAAGGGAGCCGUUUCCCCGGUUUGUGGACUUCUUUCCUUCAAUACCCUUCAUUUCUCAAGGCAAAAAGAGGGCGAGACGGGAGAGGCGGUGAUACAACAUGGAUGAGGAAUAUGAUGUGAUCGUUCUGGGCACUGGACUCACAGAAUGCAUUCUGUCCGGGAUCAUGUCCGUGAAUGGGAAAAAGGUCCUGCACAUGGACAGGAACCCCUACUAUGGUGGGGAGAGCUCUUCCAUUACACCCCUGGAGGAGCUUUACAAGCGCUUUACUCUCCCAGAUAGCCCACCUGAGUCGAUGGGCCGAGGAAGGGACUGGAACGUUGACCUCAUCCCCAAGUUUCUCAUGGCCAACGGUCAGCUUGUGAAGAUGCUGCUAUACACAGAAGUGACACGGUACCUGGACUUUAAAGUAGUGGAGGGAAGCUUCGUCUACAAAGGAGGAAAGAUCUACAAGGUGCCGUCAACUGAGACCGAGGCGCUAGCUUCAAAUCUGAUGGGAAUGUUUGAGAAGCGAAGGUUUCGGAAGUUUUUAGUCUUUGUGGCCAAUUUUGAUGAGAAUGACCCCAAGACUUUUGAGGGCGUGGACCCCAAGACCACAACAAUGAGGGAUGUUUACAAGAAGUUUGACCUCGGCCAGGAUGUCAUUGACUUCACCGGCCACGCCCUGGCCCUCUACAGGACAGAUGACUAUCUUGAUGUUCCUUGUUUGGAGACGAUCAAUCGUAUCAAACUCUACAGUGAAUCGCUGGCACGAUAUGGGAAGAGUCCCUACCUCUACCCUCUGUACGGUCUGGGAGAACUGCCCCAGGGAUUUGCCAGGUUGAGUGCAAUCUACGGAGGAACCUACAUGCUGAACAAACCAGUGGAUGAGAUAGUGAUGGAAGGCGGAAAGGUGAUUGGAGUGAAGUCUGAGGGCGAGGUGGCUCGUUGUAAGCAGCUCAUCUGUGACCCCAGCUACAUCCCAGAUCGUGUCCGCAAGGCGGGUCAGGUGAUCCGUGUGAUCUGCAUCCUCAGCCACCCCAUCAAAAAUACUAAUGACGCCAACUCCUGCCAGAUCAUCAUUCCUCAGAAUCAGGUUAACCGCAACUCAGACAUCUACGUGUGCAUGAUCUCCUAUGCUCACAACGUGGCGGCCCAGGGGAAGUACAUUGCCAUUGUCAGCACCACAGUGGAAACCAGUGAGCCCGAGGCUGAGAUCGAGCCAGCUCUGGAGCUGCUGGAGCCCAUCGACCAAAAGUUUGUGGCUAUUAGUGACCUGUAUGAGCCCACAGAUGACGGUACUGACAGCCAGGUCUUUGCCUCAAGGUCCUACGAUGCCACCACCCAUUUCGAGACCACUUGCAACGACAUCAAGGACAUCUACAAACGUAUGACCGGGAGCGACUUUGACUUUGAGAACAUGAAACGCAAACAGAAUGAUGUGUUUGGGGAGGAUGAGCAGUGAGCGGUAGAUGGGGCUUCUGAGAGAGAGCGGGGCCGGAAAAAGGAGGUGGGGCCGAAAAGGGGGCUAAGAGGCGGCAGAGCCAGCGGUGGAGGAACCGGGGAUGCCUGAACAGUGCUUUAAAAACAAUUGGUGGGAGGGGGGAGAAGUGUGAGUGUGACGGAGAGGGUGUGUGUCCUGGGCUCUGCCUUUCUUCAGCCGCUCGCCUCCUUUUCCUUUUGUCUCUCUCUCUCUCUCUUGACACACAUUCAAACACAUAAGCGCUCACAAACACACACCAUACACGCUUUUCAAAUACUCACAUUCCCUUUCUCUGUCACUGAAAAGCAGGGUUGAUAUGGUCUUUCAUUCCAUUGUAGAAUUUACAGUAUAAUCAUGUCUUAACUAUUAUCAUUAGAGGUGAAUUUAUUACUUGUUGUUGGCGAUUUUCGAGGCAUCUCAUCUCUGUAACAUCUUUCUCAUAUCAGAGGUUGGCUGGGUGGAAGAUCGGCACUGAGAGGUGUGAACCGCGAGCUCUGACAUGAGAGAUCUGUAAUGGCUUAGUGUAGAAUCCACUGGAAGGGUCACCUCCAGUUGACAUGCAUGCACCUUUUACACAGUAGUAUUGUACAUAGACUCAAAUGACACUGCGGUAUGAAGGCUGGACCAUUCCACGCACCACGCCUGUCAACCCUGCUUUCACUUUUCUCUUACUUGGUCUUUUACCUGUGUUACUUCAAUAGACGCCGCUCCUUUUGGCAAAAUCUGUUGGUCGGGCAAAAAAAAUGUGAUGACAAGUUACAUAUAAAUGGGCUGUUCUGUCAACAUGAUAGUGCUCACUUUGCAAUGCUGUUGUGUUCCCUUUGCUAGCAGGCAAGCUAACCAGUGGCUAUUAACUGUCACCCCAACCCCUUUCCCCUCCUCCACCGCCCCAAGAAAAACAACAGUUCCUUUGUUUAUCUCUGUUGUGUGAUGUCAGUUUUGAAUUUGAAUAGUUUACAUUCUAACAUUUUAAAUUAUUGAAGAGUUUUAUUUCUAUAUAUUUGGUGCACAUUUCACUGGCUGAAGUUAUGAAGUUUACAGGAGCAGAGGUUGAAACUGUGGUCUUCGAGUUGAACAUUUUGAAAAACAAAAAAGGGAACGUUGGGAGUGAAAGAGGCAUGGAGAGGAUUAUAGUGUUUUUAGGUGAGGCUUUCUAUGAAGCAUUCUGGAAGAAAUGUGUGACUAAGAACUUGUUGAGAUGCAAGGAAGUGUGCCACGGGGAAAAGAAUGUAUGCAAGGAAUGUUGUGGAUUUGACUUUCGGAAAGUUUCACUUUUGAGUGAAGAGAGUGAAGACUGAAAUUUCGGCUCAUAGUGAAAGCACCAGAUCGUGUCUUGGUUGUUUCAACUCUUGUGUUUGUCAUUGAGAUAAGUCAUUACCCUUGAGACUAAAUCCUCAGAAAAAUUGUAGAUGUGAAAUAGAAAGAAAAGCUGGAUACUCCCAUAAUUUUAAAAGAGUUUGUAGCAAAAAUAUGAAGCCACAGUUACAAGUGCCGCCCCAUGAGAAUGAACCGAAAUGCUUUUAUUUGGUUGUAGCCUUAAUUUGGGGUCUAAUUCAAAUGUUAAAAAUGUUUUAUUUUAACUACCAGGUAAUGGCAGGUCAGUCUUGUGCCAAAAAUGGUGUUUCUGUUAUUGGCAAAGCUUGCUGACAACAUUAAAGGUUCACUUUGGUAGUGUACGCUGCUCUGCAGAGCUGACUAAAUACUAGAGAAGGGAUAUUGUUUUCUAGCAGAUCAGGGGGGUUAUUGUAUACCUGAGUGGAGAUAACCAGCUACAACAGGUAGAUGUUCAUCUGCAAAGCUUGCUUUGGCCUUUAAAGGAACCAGAGUGUUUCAUACAGAGUGUGAGAAUAUGUGCUGCAGCAAUGUCUCUGGAGUGCACACUUACAGCCAGAUGGAUCUGUGGCUUGGCUUUCUACACAUCAAAAACAAACCGACUAGAUGCUACGAUCAUCUCCUUUAAAACCCUGAAGUUGUUCCAUUUCACUUUAUCUGCCAUGACCAAUCCCUUAACAACUCUAAACAAAGUUAUCACGUGUUUGGGGUAUUGACGUGUCUUACCGUUAUGCUCUAUUUAUUUGAAGUUCGCUGACGUAUUGUGGAAAGGUUUACGUCAAAUGCUGAAUAUGCUAUGCUCUUAGUUUAUGUUCUGAUGAUAAAAAAAAAUGGAUUUUAAAAGUGAUGCACAUCGAAAUGAUUUGUUUUUGUUUGUUAUUUGCUGUGUCAUGUGUUACGUUUACCUUAUUUACUGAUCAUUCCAGUGUCGCAUCAUGAUUUAAUAUGAUUAUUAGCAUUCCUAAGAAACAGGUUUUGAUAGAAGGAAAACAGCAACAGUGAAUUGUAGAGCUGAUAUCGAAGUCUAUACAGCUGUGUUCACAACGGUUUCACACUGUGCAUCAUUCUACAUUGUGUGUGGUCUUCAUCCUGGAAACAUGUUAUCUGAGAAAAACUGGAAUACUGUUUACUCCUUGAACAUAGGUAUAUUUGAAGCCCUUUCUCCCUCACCCUUCCUCGGCAUCAAAUACUAUCCUCUCUUUUUUUAUUUAUUGAAAACAAAAGCCUCAUGUGUGGUUGUACUGUUUUAAUUUCCAUCCAGUAUGGCCUUUGGAAACCACUAUUGACAAUAUCCCUUGAAAUUGACAAAAGAAAUAGUUCAGGCUGAGUAGUAGAAAACUUACUGUCCUUGUUUGAUCACUAGUAUGUGAACAAUGCCUAAUGUCUUGUGUAACAAAUAAAAUGAAUUAAACUAUGAAUGAAAUGAUAGAAAAAUAAAAAGCACAUGGCAAACCUGGAAAGAC
This is a messenger RNA of Stegastes partitus (bicolor damselfish), 4393 nucleotides long. RefSeq names its product GDP dissociation inhibitor 1 (gene gdi1). NCBI's taxonomy places the organism in Eukaryota, Metazoa, Chordata, Actinopteri, Pomacentridae. The record is from RefSeq and is a predicted model, not a curated record. Gene Ontology annotation, biological process: small GTPase-mediated signal transduction; vesicle-mediated transport; protein transport. Gene Ontology annotation, cellular component: cytoplasm. The transcript is spliced from 11 exons. Gene Ontology annotation, molecular function: Rab GDP-dissociation inhibitor activity. Bases 237 to 1580 code for a protein of 447 amino acids.